UUCUGCGCCAGUGUGUGUAAAGGUGUCUCUUCUGACGGUCUUUCGCUGUUAAUUUUUUUCUUGUUCGUCACAAAGUUACAUCGCAGUUUGAACAAUGAAGGUGUUACUGAGUACAGUGAUGUGCCUCCUGGCCGCUACAGGCGCGUUGGCUGCAGACGCGUGUUACCAAGAUGUGUCUCUGGACUGUGGACAGGCAUCCACCAGCUUGGCUUUGCCCCGUUGUAAUGCCGUGUACGGGGAGUAUGGAAGACACGGAAACGUCGCCACAGAGUUGCAAGCAUACGCGAACCUACACUUGGAAAGGUCGUACGAAUAUUUGCUGUCUGCUGCGUACUUCAAUAACUAUCAGACCAACAGAGCUGGGUUCAGUAAGCUGUUCAAGAAGCUUUCGGAUCAGGCUUGGGAGAAGACCAUCGACCUCAUCAAGCAUGUGACUAUGAGGGGUGAUGAAAUGAACUUCAGCCAGCGUAGCACCCAGAAACCGCUGGAGCGCAAGAACUAUACGGUGGAACUUCAUGAAUUGGAGUCUUUGGCCAAAGCUUUGGACACGCAGAAGGAGCUCGCGGAACGCGCCUUCUACAUCCACCGUGAAGCCACCAGGAAUAGCCCUCAUCUUCAUGAUCCUGAGAUCGCCCAAUAUCUGGAGGAAGAGUUCGUUGAGGACCAAUCGAAGACAAUUCGCGAAAUAGCUGGCCACACCAGCGACCUCAAGAAAUUCAUCACAGCUAAUAACGGGCAAGACCUUUCAUUGGCACUCUUCUUAUUCGACGAGUACCUCCAAAAAACCGUUUAAACCGUUAGAAAUAACCUCCACUAUUUUUAUUUACCAAUAAAUAAAUCCACCAAAUUCGACCAGAUUUUUUUUAUAUUGGCAACAUAUUUUUUUUACUUGGCAACACUGUGAUUUUCUAUGGCAUUUGUAGCCGCCAUUUUUGUUGAUACUCUACUUGCCUUGUCACGUACAAAAUGGGCUGUUAUAUUCAAUAAUUUUAUUUACAUUAUAAUGAAGAUUGUAUAUUGAUGUAAGUAAUAUUAGUGUCACAUAGUAGAUUGUAAUUUUUCGUUUAUUUCCAUUAAAAUUUUAAACCAUA
Molecule: messenger RNA, 1091 nt
Organism: Chilo suppressalis (striped riceborer)
Lineage: Eukaryota; Metazoa; Arthropoda; Insecta; Lepidoptera; Crambidae
Source: the annotation of a GenBank genome assembly